AUGCGAGCAAGUUCACUUGUCAAGUUACUUGGUCUUUGCAUUCUCUUCCUCGCAAUAGUCUUCUUAGUGUUCUCUUUCUUUCAUCAUCAAAAGAGAGCAACAACUGUUUCUUCAUCAUUGAAAAAUAAUUAUUUAUUGUCCACCAAAAAGAAAGAAUCAAAAAAGUGCAUUUCAUCAUUACUAAAUGUUACAGAUGACGAUUUUCAAAAAACAACGUUACUUUCCGAUGAUGAAUUGACAAGACUCUCCAAUGGACUUCCCAUUUUGUUUCAAUCGUUUGUCAACGUUGAUGAAAAAGUGAAGAAAUACAUGAACAGUGUUGUCAAACGCCAUUCGCAUCAUCGGCAUGUUGAAUUGACACGAGAAGAAAUGUUAAAUUAUUUCUACGAGGGGAGAAUUUGGAAAAAAGAUUCAUGUCAUAGUACUGAAUCCACGACAACAAACACUCCAUUUCAUUCCUCAUUGGUCAUUCCAGCCGAUUAUCUUGUAAAAAAUUAUGAACAAGUGAAAACACUUCUCACCACCAAUGAUCGAAAUGAUGGUGAAAUGCACGAUUCUUACAUACUUCGAUACAAAGAUAUACAUUCAUUUUGGGAUAAUGAUUAUUCCACAAUUUUGGAACACAAAGCUCGAACAAUCGUUGGAGAGUCAUGCUGGAAUACGAGACUCGUGUUCUUUUCUCCCAUGUGGCAAAUAUUUCAUUCGGGAGGUCCUCGAAAAGUUGGUGUGACACUCAUUUCCGCUCUCAAAUUGAUUCGAAAACCCUUUAAAUUUAUUUACAAUCUAUCCGAUCCAGAAUUGUUACAAGCAGAUGUCAUUUACUCUUACAAUCCAUACAAGAAUGCCGAAAUUGUUCCAAAAAUUCUACAAGCUCUUGAAUUUUAUUCAACAAGAAAUAAUUCUGCUACCACCACACGAGAAUCUUCUUCUUUCAUAAAUCCAAAUCUUCAAAUGUUCAUUGGACCUGUGGUAGCUCUGGAUAUCAUUCAAAAUCAAUAUAGCAAAUUGGGAAAUCGUUUGACAUAUCUUGCUGCCUCGCAUUGGAUCAAGAAUGAAUACGAAUCUCAAUUAUCGAAUACUCAAACUCGAGUGAUGGUUCUUCCUACAGCUAUCAAUACCAAAUUGUGGUCACCACCUUAUUCAAUAUCAUCAUCAUCAUCAACCGGAUUCAAUAUCAUCAGUAACAUGGAACAACAACCACCACAAUCAACCUUCCAAAGAAAGGACGUUCUUUUAUAUGUGAAGAAUUGUCCCUUUGAUGUGAAUCACAUUCGAUCACUCCUCAAACAAUCCUUAACAAGUUUCUCUUCUUCUUCUUCAACAACAUCACUUUCCAAUGAGAAUCAUGCUCACAGGUCACCCGCAUUCCCCGAUGUAGAAACUCAUGAAAUUUCCUAUCAACACAAGUAUUCUGAAGAAUACUUUUGGAACUUACUUUCACACAAGAUUCGAUUUGCAGUCGUGUGUACUGCUUUAGAAACUCAAGGAAUUGCCUUACAGGAAAUCAUGUCCAUGGAUAUUCCCUUAUUUGUGUUAUGGAAGCCCAUGCAUUCCUCUACAUUAAAACAAGACCAAUCAUUCGAUGAAACGACAAAAACCAUGAGAAAUUUGAAAGAAUUACCAGAACCCAUUUCUGUGCCUUAUUUUGUGGAAGGUGUCACUGGAAUGAUUUGUAGAGAUUUGACCAAAUUUCCACACCUUCUCCAAUUUGAAUUUAUUCCCAAAUUGCCAAAAUUUCAACCGAGAAAAGUCAUGAUCGAUUGGUUCAACUAUUUCGAUAUUGCUGUAGAAUUUUUAAAAAUCAUUUGUCGACGAGAGGAUUCGACAACAACAACACAGGAAAGAACAACUAAUGCUGCUGCAAGGACUCGAUUCGAAACAUUUGAAAGCUAUUUGAAGAUGGUCAGAAACAUUCAGUUUCACACUCAUGGAACAUAG
Messenger RNA from Naegleria fowleri, 1938 nucleotides. RefSeq lists its product as uncharacterized. NCBI's taxonomy places the organism in Eukaryota, Heterolobosea, Eutetramitea, Acrasida, Naegleriidae. The record is from RefSeq and is a predicted model, not a curated record. The transcript has a single exon. The coding region runs from base 1 to 1938 and encodes 645 amino acids.